This is a messenger RNA of Cucurbita moschata (crookneck pumpkin), 2594 nucleotides long. RefSeq names its product cysteine-rich receptor-like protein kinase 2. Gene Ontology annotation, biological process: protein phosphorylation. Lineage: Eukaryota; Viridiplantae; Streptophyta; Magnoliopsida; Cucurbitales; Cucurbitaceae. The transcript is spliced from 7 exons. The record is from RefSeq and is a predicted model, not a curated record. Gene Ontology annotation, molecular function: protein kinase activity; ATP binding. Bases 395 to 2347 code for a protein of 650 amino acids.
CCAACCAAGCCACCACAUGCCAUCUAAUUCAAGGCUAUCCCUUUGACUUUCUAUUCAACCCCGUGUCUCUCUCUCUCUCUCUCGCUCUCUCUCAAAACUUUAAAAUUGAAGCUCCCCACCUAAUAUCCAAUCCAAAAAUUUGAUCUUUCCGACUUCGAUUCUGCUUAGCUUUUACCCGUGUUCCAGUCAUUGAUCCCAGCUCAAGCUGUGUUCUACCCCAACGGAGGUGGAUUCAUCUUAAUGCUGCUUUGCUUCUGCUACUCUCUGCCUGCAUCUAUCCAUUAAUGAUCGCUCCGUUCUUUUCCAAUUCACGUGCCUCUUAUCUCUUAUUGCUCCACACACAUACUUGAUUGGCCUUACAAUCGGAAGCAGAGACAGGAAAAGGAAGGUGGCCAUGAAGACUGGAUCGCCACUUGUUCCCAGAUGUGGGUUGUUGAUUAUCAUCAGCUCUCUUCUGUUACUUGAAACAUCGACAGUGGCAGACCCCAGAUCCCAAACCGCGAAGAUACUUUGUUCAACCGUGUUAGAGCAUAAUACAACGGCUUUUGUGCCCAAUUUCGUGGGCACAAUGCAAGUAAUCAGUGACCAAAUGCGAACUGGUGGUUUUGGAGUGGCACGUGUGGGUAACGGGCCGGACGCCAACUACGGACUCGCUCAAUGUUACGGAGAUUUGUCGCUGAUGGAUUGUGUGUUGUGUUACGCGGAAGCCCGUACUGUCCUUCCUCAAUGCUUCCCUUUCAACGGCGGCCGGAUUUUCCUGGACGGCUGCUUCAUGAGGGCUGAGAAUUACAGCUUUUAUGAGGAAUUUUCGGGGCCUCUUGACAGGGCUGUGUGCGGUAACAAUUCCAUCACCAACUCCGUUUAUGGACAGUCGACCAGGCAGGCUGUGGCCCGUGCAGUCGAAACUGCACCCAACAAUGGAGGGUAUGCGAGAAUUCAAGUGGCUCUCCCUGGAACCCCCAAUGCCUCGGUUUACUUGUUGGCUCAGUGCUGGAGGAAUCUGAAUCGCAGCUCCUGCACUUCCUGUUUGCAAAACGCCUCUGCUUCUAUCUUGAAAUGCUUGCCUCGAUCUGAAGCAAGAGCCCUCAACACAGGUUGUUUCAUGAGAUACUCUAAUGUUGACUUCUUAAAUGCAGAAGCUCAAGCUGCAAGGUCAAGAGGCACCAUUGUAGCAAUUGUAGUCUCACUGGUGAGCUCUGUUGCUGUUUUAGUCGUUGGAGUGUUGAUUGGCAUCUACAUCUGGAAUAACAGAUAUGUAAACAACAAACGAAGAGGUUCAAACGAUGUAAACAAGAUGGCAAAAACACUAAACAAUAGCAGCUUGAAUUUCAAGUACUCUACCCUUGAAAAGGCAACAGGGUCCUUUGCGGAGGCUAACAAGCUUGGACAAGGAGGAUUUGGCACCGUUUAUAAGGGAGUUCUGUCGGAUGGAAGAGAGAUAGCUGUGAAGAGGCUGUUCUUCAAUAACAAACAUAGAGCAGCAGAUUUUUACAAUGAAGUCAACAUAAUUAGCAGUGUGGAGCACAAAAAUUUAGUGAGGUUGCUUGGGUGUAGUUGCUCUGGACCUGAAAGCCUGCUGGUGUAUGAAUUCCUUGCCAACAGGAGUCUGGACCGCUUCAUUUUUGAUGGAGAAAGAGGUAAAUCACUGAAUUGGGAGAAGAGGUUUGAGAUUAUUGUGGGAACGGUUGAAGGGUUGGCUUACCUGCAUGAGAACUCAAAAAACAAGAUCAUUCACAGAGACAUCAAGGCUAGUAACAUACUGCUGGACUCAAGGCUUCGAGCUAAAAUUGCUGAUUUUGGAUUAGCUAGAUCCUUUGAAGAAGAUGUGAGCCACAUCAGCACUGCCAUUGCUGGAACCUUGGGAUAUUUGGCGCCAGAGUACUUGGCUCAUGGGCAGCUAACGGAGAAGGCGGAUGUGUACAGUUUUGGUGUGGUGUUGCUGGAGACGGUGACCGGGAGACAGAACAGCAGGAGCAAAGCCUCGGACUACUUGGAAAGCAUAGUACUGAUUGCAUGGAAGCACUUUCAAGCGGGAACAAUGGAAAGGAUAUACGACCCAAACCUUAUGGUUGAAGGAGAUGGAAGCAUGAAAGAGGAGAUAUUGAGAGUGGUGCAGAUCGGGCUUCUUUGCACACAGGAGAGCGCAUCUCUGCGACCCACAAUGUCCAAGGUACUGCAGAUGCUGAUGAAGAAGGAAGAGAAGCUUCCGGCGCCGACCAACCCACCGUUCAUGGACGAGAGGACGAUGGAACUGAACGACACCAGUGAGGACCCAUCCUACUUCAACAUGACGGAAGCUUCUUCCUCAGCGGCCACCGUGACCCACAGUUCAUUUCAUCCCAGGUAAUAGCAACUGUAAUAGUAAUUUAGUGUUCGGGUGAGGAAGAAUUUGCAGACAGUUUGGCGACAACUGUAUGAACCAGCUUAAUCUGAGUGCAAUUCUGUGGCCCCUACAAUUCCAUAUCCACGCGUCUGAACGGAAUAAAUUGUUUUGUGCUUCCUCGUGGAAAGUUUGAAUUCAACAACUCUUUUGCUUUAACAAAAUACAACUCCCGUAAAUUCAACAUAGGCUCAAUUAUUGAAAUCCCAGGCUU